Messenger RNA from Hemibagrus wyckioides, 4541 nucleotides. It is a transcript of the gene spata18, whose product is annotated as spermatogenesis associated 18. Bases 2123 to 3541 code for a protein of 472 amino acids. Gene Ontology annotation, cellular component: mitochondrial outer membrane. The transcript has 12 exons. Gene Ontology annotation, biological process: mitophagy by internal vacuole formation; mitochondrial protein catabolic process. The record is from RefSeq and is a predicted model, not a curated record. NCBI's taxonomy places the organism in Eukaryota, Metazoa, Chordata, Actinopteri, Siluriformes, Bagridae.
UUGAUAGAUUUUAGGCACGCUUUGAAUGGUUUGGUCAAUGUCGUAGGAAGGAGGCCCGUUGUUAUGGGCCUGUACUGGGCUUUCCAGAAAUGGGAAACCCCGAUAUAGCAAUGCCAAUAUAUUUAUCUAGAGGCUUUUUAGACUUUGGUGGUAAUAGGUUAGACAUGAGCACAAGACACGACACCACCAAAUGGACAAGAAUUUGUGGACACUUGACCAUCGCAUCCAUAUCUAAGUUAAGGUCUUUAUUUGUCACAGUAAAAUUAUUUCUUCGCAUAUCCCAUCCUUGAAGGUUGGGGUUAGAGCACAGGGUCAGCCAUGAUGCAGCACCCCUGGAGCAGGGUGGGAUGGGGGCCUUGUUUAAGGGCCCAGCGGUGGCAGCUUGGCAGUGCUGGGGCUUAAACCUCAAUCUUCCGCUCAACGACCCAGAGCCAUAAUCACUUGAGCUACCACCGCCCACCAUCUUCUUGCUGAACAUCCCAUUCCAGAUUUAUUUACUUCUUUGAAAGAUUUUCACUAGAUGUUGGAGCGUGUCUGUGGGGAUUAGUGAUCAUUCAGCUACAAGAGCAUUAGUGAGAUCAGACACUGAUGAGGAGGUCUGGGGUUCAGUCGGUGUUUUAGUUCAUCCCAAAGGUGUUCAGUGGGGUUGAAUCAGAGUCAGGGCUCAGUGCAGGACACUCCAGUUCUUCCACUUCAACAUUAACACACCAUGUCUUCAUAGAGCUCUGUGCUUUGUGUACAGGGGCAUCGUCAUCCUGGAACAGGGUUAGAGUCUCUUAGUUCCAGUGAUGGGACAAUGUUAAAGCUACAACAUACAAAGUCAUUCUGUAAACAUACAACAAACAUAUACAGCCAUAAAUGUGUGAACCCCUGACCAUAAAACCCAUAUGUGGGCCUUCCCUAAACUUGUUUGGAGUAGAAGAUCUUGAGUGUCCUGCACAGAUCCCUGACUCUGACUAAACCCCACUCAACACCUUUGGGAUGAACUGGAAUUGACUAUAUAGUACAUACAGGUGUUAUAACUUUUUGCAUUAGAUAUCAUAUGUUUUGUACCAAAUGGCUGCUCUCUUUUUUAAUUGCAAGCAUAUAAGAAACUGAUAAUUUAAAUAAUUUUUAUGAAACAUAUAAUUUAUUUUAAAUUUUUUUAUUAUUUAAUUAUUUAAUUAAUUAAUUUCUUACAGAUACAUUCACUGGCCACUUACAACCAGCUUACAUAUAUGGCUAAGCAAAGCCACAAAACAAAACAAAACAAAAACAAGCCAAUAAACAAUCAAAAAUACAUUUUAUUAAUGAACACUAAUAAUGCUCUACCAAUUCUAAUAAGCCUCUAAUAUUCAAUUUAUUCUAAUUAGAUAUAUUUUAAUUCAAAUUGUAAACUAAUAUAGAUACGUGAUUAUUGAUGCCAAGAAUAAUUCUGGUACAAAUAUAUAAUGACUUAAGCACAUAAUUGAGGAUGAAAAUGCAUGUUCCAUGUGUCCAAAUGUCAUUCAGUAGCCUUUCGGUUGCUCUUGACAAAGGGGUGAGCCAGGCAUCUUGAGCAUAUGGUAUAAACUUUUCCUUUAUCCUGAAGAUUUCUAAAAUAUAUCAUGUAAAGGGGAUUUUGUGUGAUUAAUGGCAAGAAAGCUAAAAGAAAGUAAAAAAUCCAAAUCUGUCCCAAAAUAAACAAUACAUUACAAACCUUAUAGGUUUAACUGUAACAUUCAUAUAGCUGGAGGAGACAUGCACAUGGGUGAGUUUUGCAGUUUAACAAGGGAACUAGACUAAACAACCCAGCACCCCACACACGUAAACAAACUCCGACAUCUAACACCCGCUCUACAAUAACACUGUCUUCUUUAUAACACCUGAAGUCUCUCACAGGAAGUAGACAACUUUGAGAACUCAGAGCCUGGGGGUGGAACAACUACCGCUGUUGCUACAACUAAAGAGAGUCCGUAGCAUCCUAUCCAACAGCAAGUGCACGAUUGUGUGUGUGUGUGUGUGUGUGUAAGUGUGUGUGUCUCAACAAAGACAGGAGGGCAGCUGUCGUGCAGACUCACGCCGGAUUAAGAAGUGCAGUGCUUUGCUCUGGGACAAUCUGAAGUCUUUAACACGAUUAAAAGCAAGUUAGACACCGUGUAAUAUGGCAGACACGUUACGGAGGCUGGUGAACACUUCAUCCUACAGCGUCCUGCAGCAAAAACUAGAAACCUGGUACAAAGACUAUCAUGUGAUCUCAUGUGACCAGAACCUGAACCGGUGCUGUGAGCUAGUGGAGCUCACCUCUAAUAUCCAGGGGCAGCUGUUCACUAUACUCAACCUAACUGCACAAGAAGGAGGUCACUAUGCAGGAGUGGACACACUUAAAUCUCGCUUGCUGCCCUGGCUUGGCACAUGCUUCACCAUGGCAAGCGGCUCGUUCUCAUCAGGCACCAGUCUCAAUCUUAUUCAGGACAAUGUAGAGAAGGAGAGAAGGAUCCAUGAGCUGUCGUUAUCCCAUGAGAGUGACAUGCAGAAGAUUGAGGACCAGCUCUGCUCCACACGCAUAGAGCUGGACUCGGUCAAACAGCAGUCAGCGACCACUCUUCUUGCCACAGAAGAUGAGAUUCUGCACCUGAAAGCAGAGUUGCGGACGGCCUAUGAUCAGGUGGACCUCUAUAAGAAGAAGCUGGACAUGCUGGAGGACUAUGAGAGGCAGGUCAGAUUACUGAGAGAAGAGGUCUCGUUUCUCACUGCUGAGAAAUCCAUGCUAAAGGAAAGACUGGUGAGGAGUCGCUCUCCCAGUCCCCUUCCUCGACGCAGUCCUGUGAGGAGUGAAUCUCCAACACGUGCCCAGCUCACCAGCUCAUCUCGCCAUGCUCGGCUUGUGUCUCGCUUCUCUGACCUGUAUGCCAUUGAACGGCUGGAGGCCCAGAGUCUCCUCCGCCGCUACAUCGACGACUUGGAGACAGUGCAGAGGAUCAUCUUCAUUGCUGCUGUGGAAUCGUUUCAGGCAGCUAAAUUGGCGUAUCGUCAGUUUAAGCUGCGUGUGAGGAAAACCCUAUCUCCCACACAUGUGGGUCCUGAGAGUUUGGAAGACGCAGUAGUGGACUACAUCGUCAGAAACCUUGACCUUUAUGAUGUGCAGACAAGCGUUAGUGAUGUGAUCAACUCAAUGAAUGUGAACCCACGUAUAUCUUUCCCUCCAGAAGUGGACUUCAUGCUCAUCAGCAGUUUCAUCAGAGAUAUGUGCAGAAUCGCUUUCGACAUGCAGACUCUGGAUCCUCCUCUAGACCUGGCCUUUAGCUCAGAUGGAGAACUGUACAGUGACAUCAAGUACAGACGCAGUUAUGAUUCAGAAUUCACUGCACCGCUGGUGGCGUAUCACGUGUGGCCUGCUCUGAUGGAGGGAGAAGCCAUCAUAGUGAAAGGAGAGGCUGUGACCAGGAGAGGGGCAUUGUGGAGGAGCCGAAGCCGCAGCAGCAGUCCGGUUCGCUCUCGCUCAGGAAGCCCCAGCCGGACACUUAUGUCCAGUCGUAGUCGCAGCCCGUCUCCUGGACGUCUUUCGGCCAGUCGGCUGUAAACGUCACGUAUGAAGCCUCAACUCAUUUCAGAUAAACAGCGUUAACAUGAAGGAUAUUUUCCUUUUUAUCUGUUUUCUCUCUUUAUACAAAAUCAGUGUCAGGGGCAUCAGAUGGACACCAGGAACAUGCUUGAAUGCUACAUGCUGAUAAUUUGUGCUACUCUAGCCUUAAAGUAACACUUUUAUGAGUGGAAAAGGUCUCUUCAGUCUUAGGUCUAAGGUGCUUUAUCUCUUUAUCAAAGACCAGAAACUUUUUAAUGGUGCUAUGGGUCCAGUCUUUCCAAUACAGUAUGUGUGAUCUGGGGUGUGGUUACUGUUCAAGUGUUCAUUAUUUAGACUGUAUGUGGAAUGAGUUUCUGUAGAGUAGCCUCUCUCUCUCUCUCUCUCUCUCUCUCUCUCACACACUCUUAUUCUGAUUCUGUGUGUUUUUUAUGAUACAUUUUUAUUCUAAAAUUGAUUAAAAAGCAUUAUAUUUGAUUAUUUUCCCAAUUUUUGUGCCAGAUUUCUCCCAAUCAAAAAGCUGAAUCAUUUAAAAUACAUUUACAAAAUGUUGGCAUUUUUAAAAACCAGACCAAUAGCACUUACUUAAUAAUAAUAAUAAUAAUAAUAAUAAUAAUCGAUCAUCUUUGCAAGAUUGUUGAAACUUCUAGUUAAAUUUAAUAAGCUACUAUUUUAAUUUUUAUUUACUCUGCAUGAUUUUGUUUUAUUUUAAUUAUUAUUAUUAUUAUUUUUUAACAAGUGUGCAUGCUUUGUGACUUUACACUUGUGUUAGACCUCCAUGUUGACAUCAUCACUUCACUGGUGCUAAAGUGCUGAAGUUUACUCCUCCAGACCACGUCACCGUCGCGCUGACCGCUGACCCACACGGAUUGUGGUGUUUAAAUGUUUACUCUUGUCAUCAUCAGGGUGCUCACUGAGGUGCUUAACAUAUGUUCCUUAUAGUUUAAUCACUGUGUUGCGUUGUUUUCUCUGUUAUUAAAUAAUGUUAAGACAUUUUAAA